AUGCUGCAGGACAGGAAGAAGCAGGAAAAGCAAAACGUACGUGAGGAGGCGGCACGUGCUAUUAUUAUUAUAGAGUGCUGGCGGGAGGGGGACGAGGAGGAGGAGGAGGAGGAGGAGGAGGAGGAGGAGGAGGAGGAGGAGGAGGAGGAGGAGGAACUUCAGGCUGAGAGGUGGAGAGCUUUCAGCAGCACUGCUGUGGAGGAGGAGCAGGAGCAGGAGCAGGAGCAGGAGCAGGAGCAGGAGCAGGAGCAGGAGCAGGAGCAGGAGCAGGAGCAGGAGCAGGAGCAGGAGCAGGAGCAGGAGCAGGAGCAGGAGCAGGAGCAGGAGCAGGAGCAGGAGCAGGAGCAGGAGAUGAUGCUGGAUAAAGAUCGAGGCGGAGGAGCAGGAGCAGGAGUAGGAGUAGGAGCAGAAAGUAGACUAGCAGCAGCAAGCCCCUCCAAACCGUCGCUGCCACCACCGCCACCACCACAGCAGCAGCAGCAGCAGCAGCACAUCAUCUCCACCAUUCAUAAUGCUGAAACCCUGCCCACCACCCCGCCUGCAACCAUCACAACAACAAUCAAGCCGCCAACACGACAGCCACCAGCAAUGAUGAUGCCACGACGGAAGGAAUACCCAAACAAGAAGGCACGCCUGCUGUUUGUGUCUGCUGUCCCGUCUAUGCAGCAGCAACAACCCCAGCAGCAACCUCAACAACAACAUGUGCUGCCGCACACACAGUAUGAUGUGAUGCACAUCUGUGACGAGCGUGCAUGCAUCAACCCGUUUCAUCUUGUGUGGGGAACACGUGCUGAGAACCGGCGUGGUCAUCAAGGACGGGAUGGUAGCAUGGGCUAUAGCCGCCUGCCUCCGGUGCAGCAGGGCAGCAUCCUCCGUUUCGGAAGCAGCAGCAACAUUUCAGCGGCAGCAGAGCAGGAAGUAGGAGAUGCUGCUCGGAUGCUGCUCUAUCUGUUUGAUGGGCACCCACCAAUUCGGAAAUGA
Molecule: messenger RNA, 981 nt
Organism: Volvox carteri f. nagariensis
Lineage: Eukaryota; Viridiplantae; Chlorophyta; Chlorophyceae; Chlamydomonadales; Volvocaceae
Exons: 2
Coding region: 1-981 (326 amino acids)
Molecular function (GO): endonuclease activity
Source: RefSeq, a predicted model, not a curated record